Canariomyces notabilis is the source of this 1494-nucleotide messenger RNA. RefSeq names its product FAD dependent oxidoreductase. The coding region runs from base 1 to 1494 and encodes 497 amino acids. The record is from RefSeq and is a predicted model, not a curated record. Lineage: Eukaryota; Fungi; Ascomycota; Sordariomycetes; Sordariales; Chaetomiaceae. The transcript has a single exon. Gene Ontology annotation, molecular function: L-pipecolate oxidase activity; proline dehydrogenase activity; flavin adenine dinucleotide binding.
AUGGCUCCUUCCUCUCUGUCUUGCUCUUCGCUUCCUUCUUCGCAAGCCUUCUCCCCUCCUUCCUCAAUCCUCAUCAUCGGCUCAGGGGUCUUUGGUCUCAGUACCGCCUUGGCCCUUUCCCGCCGAGAUGCAUUCUCCCAAUGCUCCAUAACUGUCGUCGAUAGAUCGGACCCGUCCCAGCCUGGCACGUUCCCUGCCCCUGACGCCGCCAGCACCGACACUAGCCGCAUCGUUAGGGCAGACUAUGCUGAUCCAGCUUACGCUGCCCUGGGUGACGAAUCCCAGAGGAAAUGGCGGAUGACGGACUCACCUGCCGAUCUCGGCGGUCAGGGUCGCUACAAUGAGACCGGUCUGAUUUUGGUUGCUGACGUUACGCCGCCUGCGCCGGUGGCGGACCUAGCAGCUGGUGAGGCGUUGAAGGAGCCCAAACUGACUGGCAUGGACUACGUUCAGCAGAGCUGGGCCAACGUCUUGUCUUUGUCUUCGAAAGACCCUACGCUCGCCUCUCGGAUUCGAGAGCUGCCCAAUCGAGAUGCCAUACGUGACUGUUUGGGAACGGCUGGCAGCUCUGGGUCAUGGGGGUAUAUCAACAACAACAGCGGCUGGGCUAACGCUGCCGCGUCGAUGGCAUGGCUUUUCAACAAGGCCCAAGAGACUGGGCGUGUGAGCUUUGUCGCCGGAACCGUUGUCUCGUUGGUGCAUGACGAGACCGCUGUUACCGGCGCCAAGCUCUCCGACGGCCGUGUCCUAUCGGCCGAGCUUGUGGUUGUCGCGGCGGGUGCAUGGACUGGGAGUUUGGUUGACCUUGCGGGCCAGACAAUGGCCACGGGACAAGUAAUGGGAUAUCUGGACCUCACCGAAGCGGAGCAGGAGAAGUUGGGCAAGAUGCCCAUCAUCCUAAAUCUCUCCAACGGGCUCUUCAUUAUUCCACCCACAAACCGAGUUCUCAAGAUCGCUCGGCACGCCUCAGGCUACGUCAACCCUACCACGCUUCACACGCCACCACUGCCACUGAGCCCGCAAUCGGCGGGCCCGAGCAUUUCGGCUCCGGCAUCUCUUCCACUAACCCACCUCGACCACCCGAACCUCUCCAUACCCGCUGAGGGUGCAGACGACCUCCGCCGCGCGCUCCAUGAGAUGAUACCCUGGCCUGAACUCAAAGACCGUCCGUUCACCAAGACACGCCUCUGCUGGUAUUCUGACACACCGACCGGCGAUUUUCUGAUCGACUAUCACCCAGGAUGGCGCGGCCUGUUCGUUGCCACAGGUGAUAGCGGGCACGCAUUCAAGUUCCUACCUGUCAUUGGGGAGAAGAUCGCCGACUGCAUCAUGCACAACUGCCCGCCGGAAUUCAGAGGCAAAUGGGCAUGGAGGAAGACAACUGGGUUGCCUGUGGCUACUGACGAUGGCACAAGAGGCGGCACAGCCCUCCUCGUUCUGGCUGACGAACUGGCCAAGACGGCAGAGGCGAUACGAAUACCUGCUCGCGAUUAA